CAACCUAACCUCGAUAGUCUACAUUUAUUUUCAAAUACUCUAAAUAAAUAAAAAGGAAUCACCAAGUGAUUUUGCCUGUUAUAUGCAUUAGAAGACUUCCUACAGUCCUUGGAGAUUGCGAUAUUAUUUACAUUUUUUCACCCCGCAACGUACAAUGUAGCCCAUUAAGAUGAAGGACGCGCCGCAGCUCGCCCGCUCCGUAAAGGACCCUUGAGCUCCCGGGUGUCGGACUUUGGCCUUACGCGCCCGUGUCUUCGUUAGCGCUGGGGGCGGGGACACAGGCCUCUCUGAACCUCCCAACUCCUCAAUGCAGAGGCAGCAGGAAAGGGUGGGGCCAACAUCUGUCUCGCAUGAUUGGCUGCUGGAUGCAACUAAGGUGAAUGGAACACACACCGAAAGACCAGAACAAUAACCUGCGAGAGGAAGAUGACACAAGUUGGCCCAAUGUUGUGAACAGAAAACGGAAGAAGAGUCCCUGCUCUCUGAAGCACAUGUCUGGGUACAUCCCCAGCUACCUGGACAAGGAUGAGGUGUGUGUGGUGUGCGGAGACCGCGCGACGGGCUACCACUACCGCUGCAUCACCUGCGAGGGAUGUAAGGGCUUUUUCAGACGCACCAUCCAGAAGAGCCUCCAUCCAUCCUACUCCUGCAAGUUCCACCACUGCUGCAUCAUUGACAAGGUCACCCGCAACCAGUGCCAACUGUGCCGCUUCAGGAAGUGCCUGGCCGCGGGCAUGGCCAUGGACCUGGUGCUGGAUGACUCGAAGCGUGUCGCCAAGAGGCGACUGAUCGAGGAGAACCGGGAGCGGAGGAGGAAGGAGGACUUGAUGAAGACGCUCCAGAACCGGCCUGAGCCCACGUGCUUGGAGUGGAAGCUUAUCCACACAGUGACAGAGGCGCAUCGCCACACCAGCGCUCAGCUCUCGCACUGGAAACAGAAGCGCAAGUUCAUGCCAGAGGACAUCGGUCAGUCUCCCACGGCUGCCACCCAGAAUCGAGACAAAGUGGAUCUAGAGGCAUUCAGUGAGUUCAUCAAAAUCGUCACUCCUGCCAUCACACGGGUGGUCGAUUUUGCCAAAAAGCUUCCCAUGUUCUCUGAGUUGCCAUGUGAGGACCAGAUCAUCCUGCUGAAAGGGUGCUGCAUGGAGAUCAUGUCUCUGCGUGCGGCCGUGCGCUACGACCCCGACAGCGAGACGCUCACUCUGAGUGGUGAGAUGGCCGUGAAGAGAGAGCAGCUGAAGAACGGCGGCCUGGGAGUGGUGUCAGAUGCCAUCUUCGACCUGGGCAAGAGCCUGGCCCACUUCAACCUGGACGAUACGGAGGUGGCGCUGUUACAGGCGGUUCUGCUCAUGAGUUCGGAUCGCUCAGGACUGACGUGUGUGGAGAAGAUCGAGCAAUGCCAGGAGACCUACCUGCUGGCGUUUGAGCACUACAUAAACCACCGGAAGCACGACAUCCCCCACUUCUGGCCCAAGCUGCUGAUGAAGGUGACGGACCUGCGCAUGAUUGGUGCCAGCCACGCCAGCCGCUUCCUCCACAUGAAGGUGGAGUGUCCCACCGAGCUCUUCCCUCCGCUCUUCCUGGAGAUGUUCGAGGACCACGUGUGACCGGGAGCAAGGCCGCUCACAAGUGCCAGAAGAGUUUCCUCUCCGCAGACUCAUGCAAUUUUGAGUUAGGAUAUGCACUUCCGGUUCCAUUUAACCCUUAACCUGUCACGCUUCAGAGCGCCAGUCACCCUCUCGCCAGCUGUCGGGUCCCUUCUGCUAAGAGAUCGUUUAUCAACCUACCUCCUUCUGUUCCCACAUACCUCACCUAUUCAGGAGGAGCAUAUUUAGGGAGUUUAGCAAAAGUAAUUCCUUCAAACUAAAAGUAUUUUUGCAUUUUCUGUGCUCAACUGAAUAUAUUUUGCAAGAACAUGCCUACCUGUAAACAUUCAGAUACACCCUGUGUACAUUAUGAACUUACAAUUAAAAACCUCCACUAACCUCAUGUAGCCCAGCACAUGUAGCCCCAUACACAUAUGUGUAUACAUGUGUAGGAGUCUGCCUGCUACCAUUCAUCACUUAGCAUUCAAAAUGUUGACUACACAACCAGUCUACCUUCACACUCAGCCUGUCCACUGACUUUACAAACCUAAUGCAAGUUUAAAAUCAGUGAUCGUAUCUUGAGUAGUCCCAUGUCACUAUGUAUUUUGACUCUGUGCUACUCUGCGUCGAUCAGUGUCUGCCCUAAGACUGCAACAUGCACAGUUACGUGCUGUCCCUGUUACCUGUCCUGUGGAUCAGGCCAGACCAAGCCAGGCCAUCUUGCAGAUCCAGGGUUACACUACAGGACACACGCGGAGAAGCAUGAGCAAAAAAGCAUCACACCGUAUCAUGCUAAGAUCAAAGGAGAUGGCUCCAGGGUUCUGUGUUUUGGGUGAACAGUAAAGGUGAAUUCUUUCCAGUCCUGGUCUAUUAAUGUGAUUUAGGGAAUUUUGGUCAGUUUCCAAGCACCAUGUAGCACAAUGUGAGUAGGGGAAUGUUUUUAUUAAAAAACAGAAACAUGGAACGAAAAAACAGAUUCACAGAAUCUUACCGUCGAGCUUACAUCAUUGACAUCUUUUAAAAGAGCUUAUAUAGUGUUCCUACAGAUUUGACAAUCAUUUGUCCACAACAGAGAAAUGGGCUUUGGUAACCUCAGUGUGGAAACAGACUACCUCACCUCAUCACUAUAAACACUAUAAACAUACUCUCCUCAGAUCCUUUUCUGUGCAGAAGAAUCUCUUUGCAUAUACAUGGUACGUAGAUGCUGAACUCACGCUGAUGUUCAUUCCUGAACCCUAAACCCUUCCUGACAUUUUGUUUGACCCCAACCCCUUCCUGACACUUUUCCUUUGAUAUAUUGCGUCUAUGAUGUGGGGUCAAAUAUGCCUCUUUACCUAUUUGAUAAAGAACAAAGUUUCCAAAAUAAAAUCUAUGACAUGAUUUGAACUUAAAGUAAACAAAGCACUGAUCCAGUCAGUAAAUCUGUGAUGAACAGACGGCAUAAUAUGAAUGUAUAUUCAGUAUGUCAGAUUUACUAAUGGCGCAGCGUACUGUACUCUUGCAGGGGUUUUUAAGUAGUUCUCUGCUCAGGCAGCACUGACACUGUGAUCAGGGACCUGCGACUGUGUGACUCACUGUGAAUAACCAGACCUGGUCUGUAGGAUGCAGCUCUCCCUCUACACCCUGUGCUGUAGUAGACUCAGACCCAGGCAACCCACCAGCACUGUAGAGAGAAGCCCCACCCAA
Molecule: messenger RNA, 3272 nt
Organism: Electrophorus electricus (electric eel)
Lineage: Eukaryota; Metazoa; Chordata; Actinopteri; Gymnotiformes; Gymnotidae
Product: thyroid hormone receptor alpha-B-like
Biological process (GO): retinoic acid receptor signaling pathway; thyroid hormone receptor signaling pathway; positive regulation of transcription by RNA polymerase II
Cellular component (GO): RNA polymerase II transcription regulator complex
Molecular function (GO): RNA polymerase II cis-regulatory region sequence-specific DNA binding; nuclear receptor activity; zinc ion binding
Source: RefSeq, a predicted model, not a curated record